AUGUUGAAGAACAAUAUGAAAGGUACACUAAAUUAGCUUAACAGUAAUUAUAAUAAAAAUAAUAAUCAUUUUUCAAAGUUUUUGAGAAGCAAAAACUUAUAACCCUUCAAGUAGGAAUUAUAUCUGUAUAAUUUAAAUAAUUACAAAGAUGCUUGUAUAAAUAUGGUGCGGCUCUUUUGCAGUGUUUUAUUAUAGUGCACAAAUAUUUAGUGAUUUAUCAGAUAAUGACAUUACUCAAAAAACAAUAUUUACGAUAUGUCUUGGAUUAUCUGGCUUUCUUGCCUAAUUUUUGACCAUUUAUAUGGUUAAUAAAAUUGGGAGUAAAUACAUUUUAAGUAUUUAAAUAUUACACUUUUAAUAGUGAUUGGUUCUUUGAUAAUCGGAUCUUUAAAUUUAGCAGUUUCCAUAAUAUCUUAACAUGCCAAUUAAGGAACAGAAUUUAUAAUUUUCAUUUUAUUACUUUUGCUAAUUAUGACCUUUGCAGCUACAUUAGGGCCUGUAGCGUGGGUAAUAAAUGUGUAUUAUUUUGUAUAGAGCAUAGUGCCUUAAAUAAAUGACAGUGAUGGUACAUUUAUAUCUACUGAACUUAGAUGGAGCUUCUAAGCUAUUCUUAUUUUUUGUUUUCCUUUUUUGGAAAAGGGAAUCAAGAUUUUUGGCGGAUUUUUAUUAUUUGCCCUAAUAAAUUAUUUAUACUUUAUUUAUUGUCAUUUUUACUUGAUUGAUGGAAGAGGCAAAACUAAUGAAUAAUUAGUUGCUAUGUACCACAAUAAAUAUGGAUAUUCUGUCGUUCCUUUAGAGAAUUAAAAUAAUUUGCCAAAUAUACAAACCGAUGCACCAAAUACUUAAAUAAAAUAAUUAGUAAAUGUUCUUCCUGUAAAUUAAGAGGAGGGAGGAGAUCUUCCAGAAAAUUAAGAUGAAGGGGUUGAAAUAGAAUAGGAAAUGUGA
Messenger RNA from Paramecium primaurelia, 945 nucleotides. NCBI's taxonomy places the organism in Eukaryota, Ciliophora, Oligohymenophorea, Peniculida, Parameciidae. The record is from the annotation of a GenBank genome assembly.